AAUUCCAAAACCUGUUCGAAUUCGAACAUAUGUUUACUAACAUUUUCGAUUUGUUUUCACGUCCUAAAGCCGCCGUAUCGAUUUUGGCAUUGAAUUCAGGAACACCUCGUAUGUGAACAGAAAAAAUGUGUAUUUCUUCAGACUUAAAAUUCAGGGAAUGCAAUCUUUUAAUUGUUUAUUUUAAUUGCUGUCAUUUCGAAAGGGUUGCGAGGAGAGCCGGCGAUUCAAGAACGACCACGAUUCUUGCUUGGCAUCCCGGAAGCGCCGAUUGCGCGCGUCGACGGACGGCGUCGCGACGCGCCGACGUGGUCGCUCGCGCCCGUUUCCUCUCUCUCUCUCUCGCUCGCUCGAUCAGCACGUGGCAUCAAAGAGAAGGAUAUACAUCAGGGUGGUCGGUCUUCCCGGCCAAACGACGACGACCCUCGUUCCGUUGUCGUUCAUCCGCGCGCGCGGAUUCAACAGUUCACUCUCCGCGAAUGACACCGUCAUCACGAGGUAAUUCAGGGUAUUCAAGGACAUCCGAGUAUUUUGCCGCGCGAUCGAGUAAUCUCCUUGAGGCCCGAGUGUGCGAGAUCUACGCUUGCUAAAUUCCAAGUGAAGAGAUCUUCAUCGAUCUCCUCCGGAUUCUCGAUCCUCGGCAGAGUAAAUAUAAAGAUCAGUGGUUUUUGAGUUUAUCUCCAGAGCGACUUUAAGAUGGAUACGUCGUUGGUCGUUAUGACAACGCAGGCAAGGAUCCGGCGACCCAGCAAAGCUGACAGAUUCACCUGAAUAGGCGCAGACUUUCCCCUCUUCUUCAGGAAGAAAUAUCCGAAAAAUAAAACACGCGGGAAAAGAAGGAAUGGGCCCUUGGGCCUUCGGCGUACCUCUCGUGUCAACUCUGGGUCUUCUCCUGAAUGGCUACGUUCUCCUUGUCGUUCUUGGUCUUGGUAAACAGACGCAGCAACAGCAGACGGCCAACACUUUACUGCUGAUCCACUUGGGUGCCGUGGAAACGGCUGUGUGCUUGAUAUUGCUGAUCUUCACGACUGGUCCCUGGCCAGUCGCCGGCACGUGGUGCGUUUUCCACGGAUUCCUGUUGGCCUUGCUACACCCGGUCGCUCUUUGGACGGUGACCGGAUUAAACUGCGACAGGUAUUACGCGAUCGCUGCACCGCUGCAUUACGCCGCUUUGGUCUCGCCGCGUCGCGUGGCCGUUGGAUUGGCUGCUUCUUGGACGGGCGCUCUGCUCCUGUGCUUGCCACCGUUUUUCUCUGGUCUGGUGCCACCUUAUGAGUAUAACCAAGGGUUGGGCUGCUGCGCCCCGGAUUUCGGGAACGGCACUUGGGGAUCCGCCGCGGUGCUCUACGGCGCCGUUUACGCCAUUCUGGGUCUGGGGCUGCCGGCCGUCCUCGUGACGGUCUGUAAUAUACGCGUGCUGGGUAUAGCGAGGUACCAUCGGCAUCGUAUCGCCAGCGCGAUCUACGAGGUCACCCUAAGCGCCCAGGUGACCAUCACCCAUCAGCGAAAUCCAUUUUUUGUGCCAACCGUAACCGCACCCUCCGCCGGGGGACCGCCGCGUUUUCACAGCGCUGCCAGCACGGUGAUGCAGUUGGUCGGCUCCUUGUACCUGCUCUACUUUCCUUACUGCGGAUAUAUCCUCUGGGAAGCUUGCAAUACCGGUAAUCAGCAUCGUAUCCAAACCUACUCUAAACUAGCCUCUUUGGCAUCGUUCCUUCUCGCAUGCUCGCCGCCCGUCAACGGCCUUCUCUACGGCUUAAAAUCGCAGACUCUGCGACGUUCCGUGCAAAACUAUUGGCGGAAAAAGGCGACCAAGUCGGAAUUGCAACAGGAGAUACAGGCGAGAACGCCGAGCGUCGCGGGUUCUAGGCGGCCUUCCGGCAGCGGAAACGCUUCCUUCUUCCCGUUUCCACCCUUACAACGUAGGCUUAGCGAGGCGUUAUUGGCUCUUGGCUCAUGCAGAACCGGCAGUAACUUCGAAAGCAAUAAUCUCGGAUUUCAACGCGGCAGACUGCAGCCCGCCGUCUCCUGCAAUACUCUCAGAGUGCCAACCGCCGAAUCAGAAGAGCCGAGAAAAUUGGUGAGGGCGAGCGCGAGUGCCGUCAGUCUGAUGGGUCCCCACUAUCGGAGCGACUUCAUCGGGACGGACUUGGCCGCGGGAUGUUCCAUAGCUAAAUGCGAGACCCCGAGGAAGAGUCCGAAGAUCCUCAUAACGCGCGCGUACAGCGAGGAGAGCCAGGACGGGAGCAGUCCGCUUCUGAUAAAAUCCCUCAAUUCCAAUAUUAACCCACGGCCGUGCGAAAAACACCGAUGGCGGGACUGCAGCACUGGUAGCGAGAGCAGUACGGGAAGCAGCGAUGCGAGCGUCUGGACCACUAACGUGACCCCGAAAUCCGUCAAGGGCAACGCGAGGAAUUCCAUUGAUUGCUGGUCGUCGCGACGAUAUGUACGCGGCAAGAAUUUGGAGGAAGGCUCGCUGUCGACCUCGAUCAGGCCGAACAACAAUAGCGAGAGCAGCGAUACCACGGAUACGACCACAGCCACGACCACUACUACGUUGCUUAAAUCCCUCGCCGUAAUGAAUUUAAUGAUGCAGGAAAAUGGCGAACAGCACGACAAGGAAAAAGAGAAGAUGAACGGUAAUAUUAAGAAGAGAGAAUCCAGCGAAAGUGAAAGCAGUUGGAGCAGCGUCGAGGAGAUCGAGACCAAGGCUAUAACCGAGAGAAAUGACGAAGACGACGGUCUUCGAAGGUCGAGGGAGAAGCUGCAGAUGGGAUUUCCACGGCGAAAGUCAGGGAGCGACAACCGAGAGGUUGCCGAAGUUUCCGAGGACCGAGGCGAGGAGGCUGCGCAGCUGAGGCCUCUCUUGACUCCCUCCUCCUAAGCUUAUCCUCUUAAGUAUAAAUGUAUUUUCCUUUCGGGUAAUCCAUUCGUGUCCCAGACAAAAUGAGAUUCUACCGCGUGUACUUAAGCGACACCGCUAUACGGAACGAAGUCUCGUAAUAGGAGAGAGAGCAUCCAAUCAUGACGCACUUAUUUCGCGAAUCUGCAAAUAUGAAGAGUUAACCGGUCAAUUGCGACACAGCUAUUUUAAUAACCUGUAUUUGUCGACACAAGAGCGAAGAGAGGGGACAUUUGAGAAAUAACUCGUCCAAACGUACAUUUUGUAUCACAAAAGGUGUGAUCGAUUGUUUCUUAUACGUUCCGAUGAGAAAAAUGUAAAAAGAUUUUUGAAGUAAACAAGAGGAUUCGGCGCAGCCUUUACACUCGACAUUAAUAUAUAUCGACACAUAUCUCGAAAUUAUAUUUUUGUACUUUCACUCCGCAACAUUACGUAACGCAACGACGACGUGAAAUCAUCCUUUACAACAAAGAGAAGAAGAAUGAAACUGAUUAACAUACUCACUGGUAAACCUGAUUUCGGAAAGUUUAACGCGCAAAGGGAGAAAAGAAUUAAUUAUCGAUCGUUUCCGAACAUUAUCGACGAAAGUUUUGCAUCAGCGAUCAAUUCAUUCAUGAAAUUUCACCUUUAAUUUGCCAAGAGUCACAGAAACUCGUGCAGGAGCGAAAAGAAAGACAUGGAAAUCGAAUGAGAAUCGAACACCCGAGAAAGUUCUCUUGACAGAUAAAAAUCGAAUCAAGGUGCGAGCUCCAAAGGAAUAAAAUUCAAUGUUCGCAUUAAAUUUAUGUAUCGGGCGCAAAGUCAAAUUCUAUGUAAAAGUAAAUCUUACUUUUGUAAAUGUCAAAUUUUGCUCGUUAUGUAGUUACGAUCGUACUCGGCGUGAAUUUCGUGGCCCUUUUAUGACUCUGAUAUCUACGUGAGAUAUAUAAAUGAGAGAUAUUAAUAAUUUAUUGUAGAUAAGUCAAUUAGUUUAUAGUGAUAAUAGUAGCCGUUGGAAUUGACACUCCAAAAAUUGCGUAGGACAUAAAUGUGCGUACAAAAAUCUAUGUAAAUAAAUAUCUCUGGACAUUUUCUGGACGUUUAACGGUGUUACUUAUGAUACGACAAGAAUGUUUUUCGUUUCGAUAUGUUAGAAACGCGCGAGAGUCGAUCCGUAUUCGCAUAUCUUGUUUAUGAUUGAUACGGAUUACAGACUAGUCAUUCUCUGGUUGCACAGGAUGAAGGAAGAUAAGACAUCGUGCAAAAAUAAGUUGAAACUUACAACCGAAUUUUAUUCCUACUUGGUAGUAAGAAUAAAUUUUUUUCGUACGAGUUUUUUUGUUCGAGAAUAU
Camponotus floridanus (Florida carpenter ant) is the source of this 4230-nucleotide messenger RNA. RefSeq lists its product as uncharacterized. Lineage: Eukaryota; Metazoa; Arthropoda; Insecta; Hymenoptera; Formicidae. Gene Ontology annotation, biological process: G protein-coupled receptor signaling pathway. The transcript has 10 exons. Gene Ontology annotation, cellular component: membrane. The record is from RefSeq and is a predicted model, not a curated record. The coding region runs from base 839 to 2881 and encodes 680 amino acids. Gene Ontology annotation, molecular function: G protein-coupled receptor activity.